Messenger RNA from Daphnia magna, 1007 nucleotides. RefSeq names its product co-chaperone protein daf-41 (gene p23). Gene Ontology annotation, cellular component: nucleus; cytosol. Gene Ontology annotation, molecular function: Hsp90 protein binding; protein-folding chaperone binding. The transcript has 4 exons. The record is from RefSeq and is a predicted model, not a curated record. Gene Ontology annotation, biological process: protein folding; chaperone-mediated protein complex assembly. NCBI's taxonomy places the organism in Eukaryota, Metazoa, Arthropoda, Branchiopoda, Diplostraca, Daphniidae. Bases 174 to 686 code for a protein of 170 amino acids.
CCAUCGAAACUCCUCGUGUAGUAGAAGCUGAACUCGAUUGUUCCAGAGACUCGACGCUUUACUUUUUUCACACAGUUUUUCUUAUCAAAUCUCUUCGAUACUUCAGAUUCAGUCUUAUUCCUAACGCGUUUACACUUUCGUUAAUAUAUCGUCCACUCGUUUCUUAUAUUACUAUGGCCACAGAACACAUAACACCUCCCCCUGCCAUGUGGGCACAGAGGAAAAACCUUGUGUCGUUGACUAUAAAUGUGGAGGACUGCAAGAAUCCCGUCAUCACCCUUGAACCGACAAAACUUUACUUCAAAGGAACAGGAGGCCCAGACAAAAAGACUUAUGAAGUCACAAUUGAUUUAUUCAAUGAAAUUGACACAGAGGAGUCAAAGUACUUUGUAAGAGAGCGCAGCAUAGAAUUUUUCCUGCGAAAGAAAGAAGAGGGACCUUACUGGCCAACCAUCUUCAAGGACAAAAAGAAAGUGCACUGGCUCAAAAUCGAUUUUAAUAGAUGGCGCGAUGAGGACGAUAGCGAGCCAGAAGAAAAUGGAGGCGAAGAAUCCCAGGACCUCGACGAGAUGAUGCGUCGCAUGGGCGGGUUGAAUGGCGCAGGUGGUGGUCAAAUGGAUUUGAACGAUCUUGGUGGCAGUGAAGACGACGAAGACGAUGACGAAGAUUUACCAGCAUUGGAAUAGGACAAAUUAAAGGAACGUGUAUGGUCCCUAUUUUGUUCAUCCAUUCGGUUCUUAUAAUAAUUUUUUUUCUUUGCUUUUGUUUAUUGCCCCGUAAGUUGUUUCAUUUAUCCUUCGCCCUCAACUUGCAAAUUUUCUUGAAAAAUUGGAAGUGAAAUAAAAAGCGUGGUGUUAACCAUCCCGCAGAAGCCAUUUCCAAAAACAAAGAAUCAACAAUAAGCAAAAACAGCGGCGAUUUAUUCAAGUAUUUGUACACCAGUCUUGCAUCUCGUCAUGUUCUCGUGUGAGCCGUUUCCAAUACAAAAAAAGAAAGAAAAAAGGAAA